Messenger RNA from Alternaria hordeiaustralica, 933 nucleotides. RefSeq lists its product as uncharacterized. The coding region runs from base 1 to 933 and encodes 310 amino acids. NCBI's taxonomy places the organism in Eukaryota, Fungi, Ascomycota, Dothideomycetes, Pleosporales, Pleosporaceae. The transcript has a single exon. The record is from RefSeq and is a predicted model, not a curated record.
AUGCAGCUCAUUACCCUCCUUUCGGCGGCCUCGGCCAUGGUCGCGACCACUUCGGCCACCUCCCUUAGAAGCGCUAUCGCCUUGACCAAGGACUGCGAUACCACCAAGCCCUACGCGCGCGUUAUCAACCGUUGCGACUACGACGUGCAUCUCUGGUCCGUCUACAAAGGUGAUGGCUGCCCCGAAGAUGGCAUGGUCACGCUAAAGACCGGCGAAACGUAUUCGGAGAACUACCCAGACCCAGAGCACGGUGACGGCAAGACUGGUGUCUCUAUCAAGAUCUCCAAGACCAAGCAGUGCAAAGGAGUCGACAUCACUCAGUUGGAGUACUUCCGCAAGAUGGAUGGCCCAGUGGACUUCCGAUACAACUACCUCGAUGUCUCCUACGUCGACUGCCUUGAUGGUGACUGCCCGGCAAGGAACGACGGAUACUACCUCAAAGCUGGUACCCAGAGUGAUGUCAAUAUCGCAUCUGCUGCCAACACCUUCUGCCCAAUCUUGGCCUGCCACGAUAAAGCUUCUUGCGACAAGGUUUCUUACGUCCUUCCCGACGACGUUCAGACCAAGUCCUGCUACAACGACCAAAACAUGGACUUCUACAUGUGCGGUGGCGAGGCGCCUUCCGGAGACUACGGAUCUUCUCCAAGCGAGUCUGAGUCUUCUGCUGAGUCUUCUGCUGAGCCUUCCACAAGCUCCAGCAAGCUGGCUGAGUACUCCGCUGUCAAGCCCACUUCCACCUCUGCUUCCUACGAGGACUCGUACACUGCCGAUAUCGAAGUGGCUGCUGCCGCGGUCACCCCUGCGCCCGAGAAGCAGGACGACAAGCCCUACCACAAGCUUACCAAGACCGUCUACGUCACCGCGGUCGAGUAUGUCAACGCAAAGAGGCACGCUCACGACCAUGCCCGCCGCCAUCAGCCUUUCCACGCAUAA